Drosophila rhopaloa is the source of this 4522-nucleotide messenger RNA. RefSeq names its product mucin-5AC. The record is from RefSeq and is a predicted model, not a curated record. The transcript is spliced from 3 exons. The coding region runs from base 283 to 4215 and encodes 1310 amino acids. Lineage: Eukaryota; Metazoa; Arthropoda; Insecta; Diptera; Drosophilidae.
CUCAUUGAAAAUGGUCUGCAGGCCGCGCAUGCGCUUGAGCCCGAAAACGAACCGAAAUCGAUACAGAAGCCAAGCGCUAGUCGCGUGUUCGCGUUUUGCUUCGAAUUAAUUUCGGUUUUUCCUUCUUUGAUUUUUUUUACUGUUUGCUGUGUGUGCAUUGAAAGUUUGACGCCUCUGAAAGUUGUGAAAAAGCGUCUCGAUUCGAUUUUAAAUUUUCGUUUUCGAGUGAUCGGCGAACGUGUCCGGCCGAAAAUUAAAAAUUCUUCAACCUGCUCCCUGAGGAUGAUCCGUGAGUGCCUGACGCUGGUCGCCCUCCUUCAGCUGAUGGGCGUGGCGCAGCCCCUGCCCACCAUCCAUGGCGGAAACGAUCGGCAGCAGCUGGACAAGAGCUUCUUCCAGCCGCCGGAGAUCGAGCAGACGAUCGACGAAGUGCAGAAGAUCCUGGCCAACGAUCCGGCCUUGCCGAGACUAACGCGGGGCGAGAUCGAAGAGCUGUACGAGAAGGUGACCCGCGAGGAGUACGAGAAGAGUCUGGAGGCGGGGGACAUGAGCCGGGCGGACAGCAUGCGAGCCCUCAUGCUCGUCCUGCCCUUCAACACGGACAACAACACGGAGGAGAACCUCCAGGAACUGUACACGCGGCCUCCUGUGACCCGCGUCAUCGAUGCCUACACACCGCCGGAUCCCGUGAAGUUCCUCACCGCGGAUCCCAGUGCCUUGCCAAGAAGUACGGUGCCUGGGGGCAAUCCUGCGGUGGCGGCUACCACCUACAAGCCAGCCUACAGUCUGCUCCAUGCCCAGACAAGUCCUCUCCAGCAGCAGCAGCAGCAGCAGCAGCAGCAGCAGUUCAGGCCGCUGCCGAUGGCCACCACCUACCACCCGCCUGCUCCGCCGCCGGUUGUUUACCAGGACUUUAGGCCAGUCACGACGGCAGCUCCUCCGCCCCCAGCUAUCGCAUCUCCAGCCACGCGAUUCAGCUCCCACUACAGUGCCAAGAAUGCGCAGUUCCUGAGGAAGCCCAGGCCCGCCAGGGAAGGUGCCUCCACCAGCACGGUGAAGCCCGUGGCGGAUAUCCUCGAAAGCCUUGGCAUCGUGUCGGGCGGCAAAAGCGACUCCGCCCAUAAGCGGUAUGCGCUGGACGACUUUUACCCGGCGGAAAGUGCCCCCCAGCCGUCCGUGGUGGCGGUGGCCGAUCUACGGGGUCUGCAAGGGGCUCGGAUCCGGCCGGAGGCCUACUCAAACUUCAAGCCCUUGAAUAUUGGAGAGGAGCUGCGCGUGAAGCCCGAAAUCGAGGGUUACCUAACGCGCUUUGGUAUUGUGAAGAAGGCUCCGAAGUCACUCAAGAAGGAGGGACUGGCGAAGCCCACCGAGGAGCCCACUGGUGCCCAUACGGAAUUGUCCACGGCGACGGCCCGGCUGCCGCCCAAGGGAAACGUGGAGUUGGCCAAGCUGCUGGAAAACCUGCAGGAACUGGAGCGACUACAGUCGCAGCUCAACAGAAAGGCUCCAACGAGCACCACAACGAGCACCACCACAUCCACCACAUCGACCACAACAAGCACCACCACGUCGACCACACCUGCUCCAAAGCCACUUAUCACCCACGGGGAACCAAUACUCAUUGAGGCGAAAAAGCCCCGCAGGAGAAUCGAUCCGAACAUAGACCUUAACUUUGCUAACGCGGGAAACCAGCAGACCACGCCUACGAGCUCCGAUGAGCUGUCCAAGCUGUUGCAAAAUCUCCAGGAGCUGGAGAAGCUCAAGAUCAACCCGGAGAAUGUCAUUAAGGCAGCCGGACCGAGUGCACAAUCCUUGAGUAGUCGGUUCUCCACCUCCAGCAGCACAAGCGCAACCACCAGCACCACUAGCACCACCACCAGCACCACCACCACUCCCUCACCUUCCCAGAACGAAGCCCGUGAGCUGCAAAGAAUCCUCAAGCAGCUGCAGCAGUUGGAGCAUUCCAGCCGGACCACAACGAGCACAACCAGCACCACCGUAAAGCCCUCGAAGAACCACGGCUUGGGCUUGGGACUGGGCCUGGGCUUGGGAUUGGGACAAGGCAACUCUCUAGGUGCCGUCGACCUCCUCCAACUGCAGCGCCUCCUGAGCGACGACCGCGAGUUGGAGAAGCUGUACGAGCAGGCCAGGAACAGCAAGAAGAAGCAGCAGACAAAGACGACUACUAGCACCACAACUUCCCACACUCCAACCACGAGUACGGCCACGACGCCCAAGCCCACUCCCUCAGUGGAUCACGCUCAGUUCGAGGCUUUGAUUACCCGCGUUCAGCAGUUGGAGCAGCUGCAGCAGCCCACUACGCCACCCAACUUCCUCACCAGGAACGUAGCUGGCUCCAGGCCGGGAUUCACCUUGCCCAGCAACGACUUUGCCCACCUCCAAGAACUCUCACCGACCUCGGCCUCCUUCGGUCCAGGUGGCGGAGCAGUGGAGAUUUCCACGGCUGCAUCCACCUCCAAGCAAAGACCCCUGAACAACUUCGAGCGGAGCAAUGGACUGCACCAGGACGAGGUGCACCCCCAGGACUAUGUGCAAUUGCAGAAGUUGUUGAGCAAAGUGCAGGAGCUGGAGCGAGUGCAACUGCGGACAGAUCACUUGGCCCAGCCCCAGUUCCAACUGGUUACGGCAGCCUCAGUGCGCAGUUCCAAUGUGAAGACGCUCAAUGGAGCGCACAUUGUCUACGCCCAGCCGGCAAAGGAGCAGGGGGUGGAGCCGGAACCAGAGCCGGACCACGAACUUAAGCUGAAUCUGCCUGUGUACCAGAAGCCUCCGACCUUGGCCGCGCCCUCUCAAUCUUCCAGCGAGGAGCUGCGGGAACUGGCCAUGAGUCGGCCCGCGCAUCCGCAACGAGGAGCCUCCGCCUCGCCAGACCUUGUCCAGUUCCAGCAGUUCUUUGGCAGCCUGGAGGACACUGGCGAGCGCCAGAGCUACCAGCACAUGCAGCCCAUCUACAAGACGGUGCAGACUCAGCCGCCCGCCACGCCCGCUAGUCCUCGAUUCGUGCCCGCCAGGAGGGCGCCCACAACGCCCACCUCCAGGCCCAAAAAGGCGGAUCUCGAGGAGCUGCAGAAGCUGCUGUACAACACCCAACAGCUGCAGAAACUGGGCGUGGCUCUGCCCCACGAGCUGUCGCAGCAGCUCGAGAGCCAGCUACAGGCCACCACGUCCACCACAUCUUCCACCACCACCACGACCAGCACCACUGCGGCGCCCGCUCAAGUGCAUGACACCUCCUCCCCGGCGGUCUUCUCGCUGACCACCAGCCGUCCCAAGGUGCGACCUGUCACGGAACACAUGCCCACUACGGAGAGCGGCCUCCAGCUACCCGUUUUCAGUGCCACAAAGAUCAUUGAGGCGGCCAUCAAGCGGGCGGCCAACAGGAUUGGUGUGAGCACUGAACUGGCCCCCAAACAGGGACUGCCCAUUGCAGUGGUCAAGGGACUGGGCGUGGGCAGUGGAUUCCGCCGACGCAGCGAUGAGGGCGAACCCGAUGAUCUGGAGGAUGGCGAGGAGAGGGAGGGCGAACUCGAUGGCGACCUUAUGGCGGAGUUCAGUGAACUGAACUACCAGCUGGCCAAGCCGGAAUCCGCGACACCCGAGGACACGGGAAAUGACUCCAAGAGCAAUCUCAGCGAGCUGCAGCGCCUGAUCAGCAAUCUCCAGGAGCUCCAACAGCUUAACAUGAGUCUUAACCAGGUAACCACUGCUCCGUCCACGCCGAGAACCAAUGUGGAUGCCGCGUAUCUACAGUCUCUCCAAAAUGGCCAAGAUGAGACCCUGAAAUCGAGGCGACAGAGUGAGGGAAAUGGUACCACACAGACUGGAGAAGUGAAGGAUGAGAAGGACGCGCCCACGACCACCCAAUCCCCAACCAAGAUCAGCCUGAGUCUGGGCUUGGACGACGAUGACAAGGACAUCGGAGGAGCAGCCGAGGAGGAGUUGGCGAGCAGCACUAGUACCACCACCACAACAGAGGAAUCUCGGAACGGAUCUCUCGACGACUUGGCAGACUCCUUUGGACCCGACCCCGUCAGUGAGGAACCACUGCCUCCGAAGAAGAAGAAUGGAUUCUACUUCCUGGCCGACUGGAACUCUUUCCUCGAAGUGGGCGACGGCGAUGAUCAGGUGGUGGUGCGACUGAGCCCCAAGAUCGGCGAUCCGCGCCUAUUCCUGCCCGUGAAGAUUCCCUCGUAAAAGAUGCAUUUGGGCCGGAUUAGCUGUACAUAUGAAAGUCCCCCCUCCCCACACACUUCCUCUUUCCUCUUUCAGCCGUUUGUUGUCGUAAUGUGCGUGUAUUUAUUGUAGUCACUGUCCUUUAAAUCUGCUUCCACCUCGGAUUCAGAAUUCAGAAUUCACAAUCCGGGGACUUGUAGUCGUAAGUCGGGCAUAGGCUUUAAGAGUCAAUUACCGAGAUCAAGGUUAAGCUCAAAGUCGUAAAUAAUGCUAUGUAUAUGUGUUACUAAGGUUCUUGAAAUAAAGAUAUACCGAUAUAGUUAAGGGA